AUGCCAACGGGCUUGAUCGCGAAGAUGAAGACGAAGAUGUACAAAGAGGUCCGACUCAUGAAUCCAAACUCACAUCGAGAAUUCCAGGAUCAGAGCCUAACACGAGAUAGAUCAAAGCACGGCAGACUACAGCUAUGCCAGCCUUUUUGGCGCUUCCGCAAGCAUGAUGCAAGUCUCAGCAAAGACAAGCACACUGUCGGGAAGACUUUCUCCGGAAAACUUUUAGACUUUCCUAUCCCAUACAAAGUAACGGCUCCGGGAGAGUCCUUGACAAAUGAGGAGAUUGUCGAGGCUACCCACAAUCCCCGCGCCAAAGAAGACAUCGAAACCAUUCACUUCAUCAACUUCCCUGAUGACUUUUCGCAAAACCCGGAGGCCCGCGCAACGCUUGUGCAUACCCAAGAGCUGGUAGAAAGCUGGCAAGCAUGGACAAGCUCGCUUUGUGAGGGGAAGGUCCAGGAGAUAAUCAACGGAGGCCAUUUAUCCGAUAAGGAUACGUUUGCAGCCAUGUCGGAAAGAGAGACUGAACUCGCGUCUGGCAAACACAUUGAGUGCAAGAAAGUCGAGCUCCAUACCAAGAUUCUCACAGCUGUUUUGAAAGGCUUCAUGAUCCCAACCUCGGUCUUCCAGUCUCUAGAGGUAGUCCUCUACGGCAUCGUCGAUGGCAUUGCCCUCAGCAGACGCAUUUCUCCGGUAGUGCGCGUCAUUUCCUUCCGUACGACCGCCGAGACCGCAAAAUACGUCGUGGGUAAGUCGAGCUACGAGUCGGUGAAAUUCGACCUCUCCUUUGGGCAGUAUCAGGCUAGAUUCGUUAGUAAGAUCUACGAAGGUAUUGUAGACAGCGUCGACAAGGAGCUCAUUGAAGCUGGUAAAGAGCUGACCAAGAUCAGGACUGAGGACAUUAAUGUUCCAGUUUAG
Messenger RNA from Bacidia gigantensis, 918 nucleotides. RefSeq lists its product as uncharacterized. NCBI's taxonomy places the organism in Eukaryota, Fungi, Ascomycota, Lecanoromycetes, Lecanorales, Ramalinaceae. The coding region runs from base 1 to 918 and encodes 305 amino acids. The record is from RefSeq and is a predicted model, not a curated record. The transcript is spliced from 3 exons.